ACUCAUCACCAUUCACCAACAAGGAGAGAGGCGCCCGAGGCCUCGCCAUAAUUCCAACCCACUGUGUUCGCCGCUGUAGCAUCACCCCACGCCACCACCUCACCCUCGUCCUCGCCGCCGGGAAGAUUUCAUCUCAUCUGCCGGGGGGCUGGGGCAACCGAAGCUUGGGAGGGGGUGUCGUUGCAGCCUUGCGGGGGCGGGCGGAUGCCGGCCCUGAUGUAGAUUUUCUCCUCCGCGUUGCCCGGUGCUGCCAGCGUCUUCCUCCCGGAGCAGCGGUUGCGGCCGGCGCACCCCCACGAUCUGCCAGUUGGAAGCCAUGCGCGCGGGCGGAGGAGGUUGCUCUGGCGGACAGUGAUCGCGUUUGGUGGCCGUGGAGGAACACGACGACGGAGGAGGAGGACGAGGACGCCAUGAAGGAGGCGGGCGACGAGAGGUGCCUUGACCCGCAGCUGUGGCACGCGUGCGCCGGCGGCAUGGUGCAGAUGCCCCCCGCGCGCUCCCGCGUCUACUACUUCCCGCAGGGCCACGCGGAGCACGCGCACGGCGGCGGCGCCGCGGAGCUCGCAGCCGCGGCGGGGCCGCGCGGGCUCCCGCCACUCGUGCUCUGCUGCGUCGCCGGGGUGCGCUUCCUGGCCGAUCCAGAGACGGACGAGGUGUUCGCCAAGAUCCGCCUCGUGCCCGUCGCGCCCUCCGGCGAGGCGGACCUCCGGGACCCCGACGAGCUCGGCGGCGACCCCGCGGACGCGCGGGAGAAGCUGUCCUCCUUCGCCAAGACGCUCACGCAGUCUGACGCCAACAACGGCGGCGGCUUCUCGGUGCCGCGAUACUGCGCCGAGACCAUCUUCCCCAAGCUCGACUACCGGGCCGACCCGCCGGUGCAGACGGUGCUCGCCAAGGACGUGCACGGGGAGGUCUGGAAGUUCCGACACAUUUACCGGGGCACGCCGCGCCGGCAUUUGCUCACCACGGGCUGGAGCACCUUCGUCAACCAGAAGAAGCUCGUCGCGGGGGACUCCAUCGUCUUCCUGCGCACCGAGCACGGCGAGCUCUGCGUCGGGAUACGCCGUGCCAAGCGGGUGUCCUGCGGUGGCAUGGAGUGCAUGUCCGGCUGGAACGCCCCCGGGUACGGGGCCUUCUCGGCGUUCUUGAAGGAUGAGGAGAGUAAGAUGAUGAAGGGGCCUGGGGGGUACAUGAGAGGCAUGGGGAAGGUGAAGAUCGCAGAUGUCGUCGAGGCCGCAAGCCUAGCGUCGAGGGGACAACCAUUUGAGGUGGUGUACUACCCGAGGGCUAGCACACCUGAGUUUGUUGUGAAGGCUGCAUCGGUGCAGAACGCGAUGAGGAAUCAUUGGUGCCCAGGGAUGAGGUUCAAGAUGGCAUUUGAGACAGAGGAUUCGUCAAGGAUCAGCUGGUUUAUGGGGACGAUAGCUUCUGUUCAGGUUGCUGAUCCAAUUCGAUGGUCGAAUUCGCCGUGGAGGCUUCUUCAGGUGACAUGGGAUGAACCAGAUUUGCUGCAAAAUGUGAAAUGUGUCAACCCAUGGCUGGUGGAGCUUGUAUCAAGCAUUCCGCCCAUUCACCUGGGACCAUUUUCUCCACCUAGAAAGAAGUUGCGGAUGCCCCAACAUCCUGACUUUCCGUUUGACGGUCAGCUGUUGAAUCCAGUUUUCCACGGCAACCCACUUGGUCCAAGCAACAGCCCCAUUUGCUGUUUCCCGGACAACGCUCCUGCAGGCAUACAGGGAGCCAGGCAUGCUCAAUUCGGUUUACCCCUAACAGACCACCAGCUUAACAAGCUGCACCUCGGUCUGUUCCAAGGCAGCGGUUUUAACCGACUUGAUGCUAUCACUCCGCAAUCGCGCAUAUCCAAGGGUUUUGUGAUCACCAGUGCUCCAGUCAAAGAGAGUGUCUCUUGCUUGUUGACAAUUGGCACACCACAGGGCACAGAGAAAUCUGAUGACAGAAAGAAACCCCAUAUAAUGCUGUUUGGAAAGCCUAUCCUUACCGAGCAGCAGAUGAAUUCUGGUGGAUCAAGGGAAACAUUCUCCCCUGAGGUUACUGGAAACGGUUCAUCUGAUGGCAAUGCACAGAAGACAGGAAAUGUAUCUGACGGUUCCGGUUCAUCUAUUUGCAUUGGUUUCUCAUCUCAAGGUCGUGAGGCUUCAGAGCUUGGGUUAGAAGCUGGGCAUUGCAAGGUAUUUAUGGAAUCAGAGGAUGUUGGUCGGACCAUAGAUUUGUCUGUCUUUGGAUCAUAUGAAGAGCUGUAUGGUCAGUUAGCUGACAUGUUCGGAAUCGAGAAAGCAGAAAUAAUGAGCCACCUCCAUUACCGCGACGCCGCUGGUGCUGUCAAGCAUACUGGUGAAGAACCAUUCAGUGACUUCAUGAAAGUAGCACGGAGGCUGACCAUAACAGAGCGCGGCGAGGGGAGGCUGCAGAAACCUCUCAUCGAAUAUAUGGUCGAGCGGGCUUGAUUGCAUCUACCUUUCAACAAAACAAUCUGAAGCUUGUGGAAAGGCUAAGCUUAGAAUGGAAGAAGUGUUGCAUUUUGGUUUGUGUUUGUCUGCUGUGAAGCGGGAUGUUUGUUGGGUCUUGUUGAAACUCUCAGUGUAAGGGCUUUCUUCUGUCAAGACUCGGUCGUCGUUAGAACUACUCUGUUGUGAUCGGUUGUUGGUGUGCUCGAGUCGAAGUUGAUAAAUAACCUCUUUGAUGGAUUAGCUUGGAAUAAAGUUUGAGUUGUGUCAAGGGCGGGCUAGUGCCAUGGUCAGUUGUCGAUCUAGUUACGAUGCCUGUAUUUGUCGCUAGCAAUUUGACUCGUUUCCAUGCUA
Molecule: messenger RNA, 2819 nt
Organism: Setaria italica (foxtail millet)
Lineage: Eukaryota; Viridiplantae; Streptophyta; Magnoliopsida; Poales; Poaceae
Product: auxin response factor 22
Exons: 4
Coding region: 411-2465 (684 amino acids)
Biological process (GO): regulation of DNA-templated transcription; response to hormone
Cellular component (GO): nucleus
Molecular function (GO): protein binding; DNA binding
Source: RefSeq, a predicted model, not a curated record